AUGGCAGAGAGCAAGUCGUCAACCCGCGAGAGCUGCUCCCAACGAGUUCUAUCGGCCGUGGUCUUUGUGCUUUUGGUUCUGGUGUUGGCUGCCGUUCUACAGACGUAUCGGCGGUUGACUCGUGGGCAUGGCGAGGUGGUCACUGCCUCAGAGGCUGUUCAAGUUGGUUUGCACACGACCCCGCGUCCUUUGGAGCCGGAUCCAUACCAACCAUACACUGUGGCCUCGGAUGAGCCGCUCGCCGUCCCUUUGAGGAGCCACAGAAGCCACGAGGAGCACAAGGAGCCGUCGGAGCCGUCAGCCAAGGAGCAUGCCAAACAUGCUCGAAUCCCAAGAAUGAGUGCUGAAGAUGCUCUGAAAGCAGAGCGGGAGGCAAGAGAGAAUGUCAAGUUUGGAUACGGAUCAGUGAUGAAAGCGUACAGUAAGUUGAAGCAUCUCGUUGCAAAAGAUCCACAUCUUAAAGACUGCAAAUCGCCGCGUCUGAAGGUUCUGGGCAAAUGCACUUGCCCCGCAGGUUCAAAAUGGGACCCUGACGAGGAGACAUGCCUGGCAGAUGCAGGGCAAACCUUUUUCUACAUGUACAGAGCACAGAGUGACCAUAAUUAUCCGAUGAGCAAUGUUGACAUGGCUGACUUGGCCGGUUUGAUGUACUACUUGCACCAUGAGAUCGUCAAGACAAACGCUACGCCUGGUGUGAGAAUGAAUGGAAUCACGCGAAUCCUCCGCUGGCUGGUGACGGUACGGCCAUCGCAGGAAGUGGAGGAGCAGGACCUGAAGUUCAUGCCCUUCGUGGCCUUUGAUUUAGGAAGGUGUAGCGUUCCAGGCUGCAACCGACUGUGGGACCACUACGGCUUUGCUGUGGGCUGCCAGCGCCUGGCACGCGGCAAAGAUCUGAAGUAUUCUUACACGUCUCCCAACAACCCAUUCGGAGUAUGGUACUCCUUGCCUGGUCCAUGCCCCGCACUUCGCGUCGGGGAAAAGGAUGGUGAGUGCAUGGCAGCCUACAGUGGAGGAAUGUGCGAAGACCUGAGCCAGUCGCCACGUUGCACUUACAGCGCCGAUUUUGCUGGCGAGCUCUUUCUCGACGAGAUCGAGGGCCUGGAGGACUUUGGGAAGUGGCAAUCUAAGGGCAAUAGAGAGUAUGACCCUACGACCGACAAGGGCACUGGAACAUCGUUCUGGAACUUUCGAGAAAGCAGCGCCUGGUGCGAUCGACGGCUAGCACGAGUUCAGUCUCUGUUCAAGAAACGCUAUCCUUUGCUGCCGGAUGAUCUUCCAGCGCCAGUUUGUUGA
Messenger RNA from Symbiodinium natans, 1293 nucleotides. The record is from the annotation of a GenBank genome assembly. NCBI's taxonomy places the organism in Eukaryota, Dinophyceae, Suessiales, Symbiodiniaceae.